GAUUCUGGACUUUCCAAAGGCUUGGUAAAAGGGAGGACUUGUCCAGCGGUUAUUCUUAGGAAAGGAGGGAUCUUACGCCACGAAGACCUCAGCGAUGUCAUCGGAAAUGAGCCCUGAUACAGUUCCAAGGAAUAAAUCCUCCGACGAAGACAGGAGAAGAUCUUUGUCCCUUAACGAAAGAGAGACCCCUUCUGCCACUGCAACACCGGCUAAGCUUCGAAAACAUCCUUUAUUUCGUUCCAUGUCUGAGUCUCACGAGGAGCCGCCGCCUAUCACCCCGAUUAAAUCGCCUGCAAAUAAACAUAGGCCAGGUCAUCGGAAAAUAGCGUCGUCUGGCAGUUCUUUCUUUGGUUUUCUUCCCAAUUCCCCUGGUCUCUUGCGGUCAAUGACGAUUAGUGGAACUAGGAACGGGUUAUUGAAUCCCUCCGCAACCUCGCCUCCAAACAGAAAACGGUCUUCAAAUUCAGCAGGGAUGAAGACCGACGCACCUGAGCGCCGUGGACUAAAAGUCAUCGAAAGUUCAUCAGAAAAUGACGUUGAUGGUCCUCUGAGCCAUUCAUCUUCGUCCAGCCUAGGAGGAACUCGAUCCAAAUGGGAGACAAUGGUUGUCGUGGCUGUGAAUCUUUCUAGGUUGGACAUGUCAACAAAUAUGGGCAGCGUGAUGGGACAAACACAAUGGAGUACAAGUGAUCUUCGUUCCCAGUGUCAAAUUACUCUCACAAAUAUGGGUCGACGUGAGCUGAAGGGGUCUGUGAGUGUUCACCAAGCGGUAUAUGAAGCACGGAGUGGCAUCGUCGGCGGACAUGUUGAAAUACAAGAACUCAAAAUGCGAGCCCAAGUCAACGAGCAGCGAGGCUGCAACCCUCAGCAUCUGAUUCACUUGGGUCUACGGUACGCUGAGGCUCGUGUUGAUUACAUGGGAACAUGUAUACUGAUGGGAAACCUCUCCGCGUUCAAGACUGACCUGCGUGAUGAAUGGACGCUACAGGAGACAAAAAGCCCCUCCACCGAUUCUCUCUUCGAACAGGAACGGGAACCAGUGAACGCCAAAAUCUACAUGCACGGGGACUUAGCGUGGAAUGAUUUCAAGAUAAUGAUUUGUCGUUCCACUACACCUGACAUGGUCAAGAUGGUCGCCAAGAUUCAGGAAUUCGUUGCCCAGCAACACAGAAAUAGCAUCCGGGCAUUGUCCUCUCUUCGUCCUCACAUACCUCUCAUUACGGGUGAUGUGAUGUCAUCACUGUCUUCGCCAGUCUCCACGGGAUCCCAAGUCAAAGAAGAAAAUAAAGAUGGUCUGAAAUAUCAACAUUGGGGGAAAGUGCUGAACGCGGUCAGAGGCCUUAAACUGAGCAUGCUCAGCAGUCCCCUGCCAGAGAGAGGUGUGUUGCUGGGAGGGAGCCUGACUCUACACGGCAAAGCUGUCUCUCUGGCUUGUUUUCACGGGGUGAACUUUCGUUCCCAGUCCUGGGUACUCUUUACGCUUCAGAGACCUUACAUGACGUUUACGAGCAAGGUGUGUACAGUGGAGAAAAGCUGUCAAGUUAGGCGCGUGAAAGCCGUGCAAGAUCUUUCACUCAAACUGGGGCAUGGUGCGGAAGACUCUCUCAGUGGAAAACUCUCACCCUCGCCAGCACACGUGGGAAUCGUUCAAAAAGUUGCUCGUGGUAGGAGGAACCCCCCGUCCAUGGGAAGCACUGUCCAGGAUUGGCUCAACUAUGUAUGUGCUACCGGAGGGGACAUAAGCCCGUCAGAUAACACCGCAUCCAGCAGUCUUGAUAAGCCUCGUGAACGCUCAGAGUCUAUGACAGGGCCUGGUAAAGUUGCCACGAAAGAACGACGAGCAAGUAUCGGCUUCCGAUACGAACACGAGACAGAGGCGAUAUUUGUUAUUCCGAAGUUUGAGAUGGAAUUCCGAUCUGAACACGACAUGCCGAUGACGUCGAUUGCAUCCAAGUGGGUUCGUAAACAAAAAAGUGCACCGGUGGUCACGCUCAUGGCCGUGACACCAGCCAGUCCGCACGUGGUGGAGACAAGCCUCACGUCAACAUUUGAUGAUGGCCUUUGCGUGACAGUUGAUGUAGGUCUUUUGUUCUUCUUACAUGACGUAGUACAGACGUAUAUUAAAGAAAACGAGACCACGACUUCAGCUUCAAUUCCCCGCGGGAUGUCGCCUCCCUCGCGCGUGCGUAGAGAGCGCAUGGCUGAAAAAGAAGACCGAGAGAAAGCUCCCAAACCGGAAGCCAAACGAAUCCGUCAGUUUCGGAGCAAGUACUGGAAGCUAGAGCCUCGCGUUCGCUUCUUAUCGUGGGCAGGAAAGAACAUGGAUCCAGUUAACAUAGACUGGGUUCUACAGAAGCUUGGUUUUUCGCAUGCGCAGUUGACCAUCCCGAAGUGGGCUCAGCGGGGGGCCAUGGACCCAAUGGACGCGUUUUUGUCGCUGCUGGCUGACAGACUCUUGGCGGGAAUGCAGGAGAGUUCGUCAUACCUUGGUGACCGAGAGUAGAUUAAUCGUAUUUUCAGUUGAAAUGACGUUAUUUAUCAAGUCUUAUGAUAGAUAUGUACACGUUUUGGUCGUAUAAAUGGUAGCAAUCAUUCUAUCAAAUUUCUUUUGCGGCUACAGUAUUUUUUCUUUGUUUUGCCUGUGAGAUUAAGGACAGAAUAUUAGGAAGCCUGAGCGCAAAUGUUUUUGAGACGCACUUUUUUUGAGACGUUUGCUCCAGGUAUUUUGUAUGUAGUAUCCAGUUUAAAAUGUUGAGACAAGGGCUUGACAGGUGAUUGUUUGUCGUCAAAUUGUUUCUACUAGUAGUUUUAUUAUGCCAUCACCGUAAAAUUGUGCUGGUGAUUGUUUUAAUCUUUGUAGCGUUUACCAUGGUAAUUUUAUUACUGGAGAAAAUAUGUUUAUCUUAGACCAAUUUAUAUUCAUUUCCUUCGCUUUCUCGUUGGAAUUAUUUAGCCCUUACCACUGUUGUUAGCCCUUGUUGAACUUUUGUUAUAAAUGAUCGAAGUACUUUCCACUUUCGUUUUCAGAUUCUCUGUGCAGUGCAAUUAUUGCUUUUUUUUUAUCGAGUUUUUAUUAUGAAUACGCUGAAUGUCAAUUUGCAAAUACUGGCAUUUCAGACAAUGACGUGCCAAUUUCUCAUAACUUGAACACCGAAACUUAACUAGGAAAAAUAUUUCACUACAAUACAUUUCUACGUUAUUUAAGAAAAUGAUCACUGCCUUAAAGUAAUGGAUGCAAGCAUUCCUCUUUGCUAGAUAUUUUAUGUAGGUGCUAGAAAAAAUAAGCCAUAUUUCAGAUGGUGCAGGUUCAUAAUUUCAGAAAUACGUGUUAUUUAUGAUGCAAUUUCUAAGUUUUGCAUGAACGAUAGAUGAUUGCAGAUCAACUCGGCAGGCUAGUUGCUAAACCAGGUGUUAAGAAACUGUUUAUUACAACUCGAGGCGAGUUGACAAAAGAUGAGUGCUGUAAUUUUUAAAUAUUUUGUAUCAGUGCGAAGUAGAAGUAACCUCUAGUGUCAGUAAGAUUUUUAGUAAUGAGGGAGUGGUUGGAGGUACCAGUAGUUCGUUUCACGUUCAAGUUGAAAUAAAUCGGAACUGCUUAUGGUUAAAAUUUCUUUGCGCUCCUUUAAAGAAAAUGGAGCUAUAGUUUUGUCUUGUACGUUUGUACGUGAUUCGAGCGUAUUGGCCACGAAACCCUUAGCUAUACCUAUGGCCAAGUCGAGCUUCUCUUCAAAUUCUUUUUAUGAAGGGUUCCACCAUCUAGGAAGGACAAUGCACUUUGCUUGCUCCAGUCAAGGCCAUUCGUAAUGGCCAUGUUGCCCAUAGGUUC
Messenger RNA from Stylophora pistillata, 3826 nucleotides. RefSeq names its product bridge-like lipid transfer protein family member 1. Gene Ontology annotation, biological process: synaptic vesicle endocytosis. The record is from RefSeq and is a predicted model, not a curated record. Lineage: Eukaryota; Metazoa; Cnidaria; Anthozoa; Scleractinia; Pocilloporidae.